UCAGAGAGUACUGUUAUUCUGAGCCAGUCCCACAGCAAUGAAGUGAUUCAUCGCCUAGAUUGCAUUUUAACAGGAUGUUGAUUGAGAGCAUAAGCCAUAUUGAUUUUCCUGAUGGAAACAGGAAAUAGCUGAGUUAGAAAUAAAAUUAUUUGUUGUUCCCGGUGUGAGGAGGCCCAGAGGACUGGCAGGCAAUUGCACACUGAUGAGUGGCACUGCCCCCAAAACACAUCCCCUCUAUCCUGUCCCCUACGGAGACCUGGGAGAGACGUCAUCUGUGGUUGUUAUGCCGCGAAAUGACGCCUGCACUGACUCCCCACCCCCUGUUACUGCAACUUAGCCCCAGUGAUCCAUCAGGGAAGAAGGACUACUACAUCUGCUGCAGCAGCUUCUACAUGAAGAUGGACCCCCAAUCAGUUCAUGUAUCAGUAAGCAGUGUGAUGGGAUUUCAGUCCAUGUAUUUGUUUUCCUAGAUCAUUGGGGCAGCCUAAUGACGGGAUUUGACAGGUCACAGGAACACUUUAUAGGAUGAUAAAGGAUUACCUCUUAUGAAUAAUUAUUUUCACAUUACAAUAUUGAGAAAAUGUUGGAACGAUUUCCUGCUCAUCUAUGUUUGCUUGGCUAUGUUUUGUCUCCAAGGUUGUCUUGUCGGUAGGAGGAAAGAUGUCCCCAUCCCCCUGCAAACACGUACAAACCAAGCCCUCCUUUCCUCUCCUCCUCCAUCCCCUCCCUUCCCUCUAACACACACUCACACUCUGGAGAAACACGUCACUGAGCUUGGGGACUCAGCGGCUCAUUAAGGAGAAGGAUGUGAUAUUCUCAAUCGAGACUGUGAGACUCCCAGCACGCCUAUUUAUAGAUGCAAUAUCUCUAUGGCAGUCACCGUAGCGUUGGCUAAUCGCAGCCGUGGCCCCAGACGCCAAUUAAGAAUGAAACAAAUGCUUUUUAGGUGGGGUCUGCCCCUCCCUUCUGCUAAGGUCCUUCCGUCCGCCACACUGCCUGGUGGGGGAGCGGAUCUGCUUGGAGCGUAUUCCUGCAUCAGGUCGGGAUACAAGGAGGGCGGCAUGCAGAGUGCAGUCAAAGCCCUGCCAUGGCUAUUUUUAAAUGCCCCCCUCUGGAGAGCAAGAGCUAGGUUUCUUAUAUUGUGGUUGUUUUCAUAUGUUUGACUCUGGGUCUGGGAUGUCCGUGGAUAUGUUGAAUUGCUGUGACUCAUAGGGCAUAAAGUUCCACCAGGUUAGAAGAGUGAUGACCAUCCUGUUCCUUACUAUGGUUAUUUCGUACUUCAGUUGCAUGAGAGCUGCUCCCAUGAGAGACGCCCCAGGUAUGCGGGGCCACCGAACGGAAGGCUACUUGGGUGCUGCAGUGACAGCCGGCCGGGGCCACGGGACUCCACAGAGCAGGGGUGGGCCGGGCCAGCAUGGGGGACUGCCCUCGCUCACAGACACGUUUGAGCAGGUGAUUGAGGAGCUCUUGGAGGUGGAAGGAGAAGCAUCUCAGCUGGGGCCUGGAGCUGACAAGGGCCAGGGAGGAGGGGGUCCUUCCUCUGUGGUCACCACGGAGACCAAGGAUGUCGACCUGUAUGCAUCGCGGGUGAUGAUCAGCAACCAAGUGCCUUUAGAGCCACCGCUGCUUUUUCUCCUGGAGGAAUACAAAAACUACCUGGACGCCGCUAACAUGUCCAUGAGGGUACGGCGGCAUUCUGACCCGUCGCGGCGUGGCGAGCUGAGUGUGUGUGAUAGUAUUAGCCAGUGGGUGACAGCUGUGGACAAAAAGACAGCAAUAGACAUGUCUGGGCAGACCGUUACCGUCCUGGAAAAGGUCCCUGUCCCCAAUGGCCAACUGAAGCAAUACUUUUAUGAGACCAAAUGUAACCCUAUGGGGUACACAAAGGAGGGCUGCCGUGGAAUAGACAAGAGGCAUUAUAACUCCCAAUGCAGGACAACCCAGUCCUACGUGCGAGCGCUCACCAUGGAUAGCAAAAAGAAGAUUGGCUGGCGGUUUAUAAGGAUAGACACAUCAUGUGUAUGCACAUUGACCAUUAAAAGAGGAAGAUAGUGUAUAUAAUGUAUAGAUUUUAUUGAAAGUUUAAAAAAGAGAGUAAAGAGAAAAUAUCUAUUUGUAUAUAUACAUAACAGGGUAAAUUAUUCCGUCAAAUGAAAAUUUUAUGGACUGCAUGUAAAAAAAGAUGACGUUUAUACAGUAAAAGUGAUACUACAGUCUAUUUAUUGAACAUAUUCAUGACCUUGUAAACAAUUAAAAAAAGAUCUGAUCAGUCA
This is a messenger RNA of Oncorhynchus keta (chum salmon), 2273 nucleotides long. Its product is annotated as brain-derived neurotrophic factor. Gene Ontology annotation, molecular function: nerve growth factor receptor binding; growth factor activity. Lineage: Eukaryota; Metazoa; Chordata; Actinopteri; Salmoniformes; Salmonidae. The coding region runs from base 1243 to 2052 and encodes 269 amino acids. Gene Ontology annotation, biological process: memory; neuron projection morphogenesis; cell surface receptor protein tyrosine kinase signaling pathway. The transcript is spliced from 2 exons. The record is from RefSeq and is a predicted model, not a curated record.